UUCAGAAGUAUAGGAAUAACAGUUGUCAUAUGGGAUUGUAAGGCAUCUUAGAGAGGCGUUAGGCGUAUGCACAAAUGAUUGAGCAACAGCUGGAUAAGUUAUAAACAAAGCAGCAGCUUCAUUCUAUCCACCUACGUGUAUCACAUCUUCAUACUUCAGUUUCAAUAUCAGGAAAGCAGCAAUGGCGGAAGAUAUUGAUGAGAUUCUGGCUGAAAUCGAUGGCUCACAAAUUGAAGAAUAUCAAAAAUUUUUCGACAUGUUUGAUCGCGGUAAACAGGGCUACAUUAUGGCGACACAAAUUGGGCAGAUUAUGCAUGCGAUGGAACAGGAUUUUGAUGAAAAGCAACUUCGGAAGUUAAUUCGUAAAUUUGAUGCUGAUGGGUCCGGAAAACUGGAAUUCGAUGAAUUCUGUGCACUCGUCUACACCGUUGCCAAUACAGUUGAUAAGGAAACAUUGCAGAAAGAAUUAAGAGAAGCUUUCCGACUUUUUGACAAAGAGGGUAAUGGUUAUAUAUCUCGGCCUACCCUGAAAGCGCUUCUGAAAGAAAUUGCUGAUGAUCUGAGCGACGAACAGUUGGAAGCCGCUGUAGACGAAAUAGAUGAGGAUGGAUCUGGAAAGAUUGAAUUUGAAGAAUUUUGGGAAUUAAUGGCCGGUGAUGCUGACUGAACAGCAGUUGAUAAUUUUUGAACGUUCUUUUUGAAUUCAAUUACUGGUACGAAAAGCGACCUGUACUUAUGACCGAUAUUUAAUCGUUUGUUAUAUGAUACUAUGUAUUGUCAAUAUUAUAGAAAUAUUUUUAAGAUAUGAUUCGAAUAAUAAUUAAAUAUAAUGUAAUAAAGGAAAGAAAAGGUAGAACAAUCAAGGUGAUCUUCCUGAGCAGAAUUUAUGAUUACAAGUUCCAAUCAAAAUUUUCUUCGAGAGACUCAUCAAAUGAACGAUACCUAAUUGGUAUAAUAACAAGUAAAAUAACAGUUAUCAUUACUGUACAUAUAAGAAAUAUCCAAAAUAGUAAACGAUCGACUACGUGAGCUACUUGACGCCAUUCGCUCGUCAACAUUUGAUAUAAUUCGUUCGUUUCUUGACGUUUCAAAAACGUCUGCAAUGUACUUCAUGAUUCGUUUGACCCAGAAGAUUCAUGAUGACAAAUUAUAGCGAUAGAGAAU
Molecule: messenger RNA, 1164 nt
Organism: Loa loa (African eye worm)
Lineage: Eukaryota; Metazoa; Nematoda; Chromadorea; Rhabditida; Onchocercidae
Exons: 5
Coding region: 182-667 (161 amino acids)
Molecular function (GO): enzyme regulator activity; calcium ion binding
Source: RefSeq, a predicted model, not a curated record